ACAACCUGUCUACCAUUAGGCAGUAGCGUCAAGGGUGCAGUAGAGAGCCAGUCAAAGGGGAGGAGGGCUCCUACACCUUCCUCUCCUCAUGACACAUCAGCACUUGGCUCAAGGAGGCUCCAUACCAAAUCCACAAUCCCAGCCUUGAAUCCCAGUUACAGCAGACCGAGGAGGGGUGGGCAGUUACUGUAUCUAAGGCUCUCUGCAGACCCAUGUGCUUGGUUGAAUCAUGGAGCUGCCUUGUCUUCCUUCUGAGACCCCCACCACAGCUAGCUCCUGCUCCACGGACCCCCUGUACGACAACUGCCCACCUUUUGCCCAGCGAGGGAGGGCCAGGGAAAAGGAAAUGGAGAGUAAGGUUGUGUGCCCGGCUGUAACCAGACUCCCAGGCCCCUGCAGCCCUCUGCCCGCUCUGGCCCCAGCUGUGGCUGAGGUUCCCACACUGGUCGGUGGGGGAAGAGGGCCUGGCGCCUGGCCAGAUCACAGCUACUGCAGCUGGAGAGGAGGCCAAGGGAGACAGGCCUGGGAAGCAGAGCUGGGUCCAGGCAUAAACAGAGCAAGAGGAGGAGAGAGAGGAGGAGAACAGGGAGGUAGUGGGGGAGUUGAGAACAGAGCUCAUCUGAACCAGAGUCCCAAUACAUCAGAGAGUGAGCAGCACAGGAGUGCUCUGUCUCUUUAUGAUAACCUCCCUGACGCUGUCACCCCCGACAGCCUCCAGGAGGUCUUUCAAAUGGAAACAGGUUUCCAGGAGCAUGUGCAGGAACAGAUGUAUCAGGCAUGGGCCCCUGAACAGAUCCAGGGACUGAUGGAGGGUGAUGGAGUGAGUGAAGAGAGGAGCCCCUGGUCGUCCUGUGAGAUCAUCCUCGCUGAAAGCCGUUCCAGUAACAGGGACCAGAAUUCAGACCAAGACAAGAAGCACGAACAGGAGCCAGAGCUGGACUCAGGAUCCUGUGGAUUUAAGCAGGAGGACCGGAUGCUGCAUCUCCAGUUCCCUAUGUCAGCUCACGUCCUUACAGCAAGUUCCCCUCAGCUAUGCCCAACUGAGUGUCAGGCCAUGUGGCCCCCUGCUGAAGCUCAGCACCCAGAGCAGCCUUCCUGGUCUCCCAGGGUGCCCCCUCCUGUACCCCUGGCUGACCCCUCUGCCAGCGCCCUGCGCAGCCUCCUCACCAGCCUCCAACAGCAGAUAAUGCGACAAAGGGAGGAGUAUGAGGAAAGGAUAAUCAGCCUAGAGCAGAGAAAUGAAGAGCUGCAGGUAGAGGUUGUGCGGUUGAAAACAAACCUCGCACAGCAGCGGCACUGGUACCAAACUAUCCAGGCUAAGAUCGUGGAGUCUGAAAGGGCCCGUGGUGCCGCAGAAAAACGCAAUGCAACACUGCAAAGAGAGAUGGAGCAGUUCUUUGACACCUUCGGAGAGCUGAACAAUGAGGCCAAGAAGACAGAACAUAUUGUCAAGAGCUUUUGAAGAAGAGUCUGUUCGGUGUGUGAUGACAUGAAUGUGUAGGAAAGAAAUGCACAGUACCUUGUAUAGUAGUUUGUCUCUGCCUAGCCAGAACAUUUUUGUCUCUCUCUGGGAGGGAUUAGAGUGAUGUACAGCUAUUUCUUCACUGAAAGGAAAUGAAUCACUGAUGUCCACUUUAUUAGUUGCGUAAGGGCAAAGAUGCUGGCCAAGUGAUAAUAUUGUGGUCAUUGCAAUCACACAGGACAUCUCUGAAAAUAAAAGGAGAAACAAACUGAACAAAAGUGUGAGAUGUACAGUGUAUACAAUGGAGCUUUUUUUUUUUUUUUUUUUUUUUAAACAUGGUAAA
Messenger RNA from Seriola aureovittata, 1805 nucleotides. RefSeq lists its product as uncharacterized. NCBI's taxonomy places the organism in Eukaryota, Metazoa, Chordata, Actinopteri, Carangiformes, Carangidae. The transcript is spliced from 2 exons. Bases 230 to 1462 code for a protein of 410 amino acids. The record is from RefSeq and is a predicted model, not a curated record.